UCUACUUACCGCCAUGAGGACAGCAGCAGCUUUCGUUUCCCUGUGGGGCCUCGCCUGCCAGCAGCAUGUGUGCGGCUUCGUGGUGAACAACCCGGCGCUCAGACAAAGGAGCUCACACGGCGCCGCCGCGCGAGCAACUUCAGCUCUCAGCAUGAAGGCCGGCCCUAACCCCAAGACGUGGUACCCGCACUCGGUGUCCAUGAUGCCCAGCCCGGACGACCCGCCGGAGGUUGACCCUCGCCGCAAGGACCCCGACCGGCCGGCCGAGGCACCCCCGGUGCGCAUGCCCGUGGUGGACGUGGGGGGCAGCCAGAUGGACGUUAUCUCGAGGCUGCUCAAGGAUCGCAUCCUUCUUUUGGGGCAGCAGGUUAACGACGAGGUCGCGAACGUGCUGGUGGCGCAGCUGCUGUACCUCGCCAACGACGACCCCGACAAGGACAUCACCCUCUACAUCAACUCCCCGGGGGGCUCCGUGUCUGCGGGCAUGGCCAUCUACGACGCGAUGCAGUACGUGCCGUGCGAUGUGUCUACCGUGUGCUUCGGCACGGCGGCGUCUAUGGGGGCCUUCCUUUUGGGCGCGGGGGCUAAGGGCAAGCGCCGAUCGUUGCCGAACGCGCGCAUCAUGAUCCACCAGCCCCUGGGAGGGGCUCAGGGGCAGGCCGCGGACAUCGAGAUCCAGGCUAAGGAGAUCCUGUUCAUCCGCUCGCUCCUUAACUCCUACAUGGCGGAGUACUGCGACCAGCCCGCCGACAAGAUUCAGGAUGACUGCGACCGCGACUUCUUCAUGACCCCCGAGGAGGCUAUGGACUACGGGCUCAUCGAUGAGGUGGUGACCACUAAGACCAGCCACAUCGCAAAGCCAGCGAUGCCCAGCCUAGAGGAGGUCUUCUAAGCUCAUUUUUUUUUGCGUUCGUUGGGCACGCAUUUUUUUUGUCGUGGGUUUUUGUUUCCUGUCGCAGCCAGGCCAUGCGGCCAGCCGUUUGAUUGGCCAGUGGUGAUAUUUGAUUUUGACGUGUGUGCGUCGUUUUCUGCUCAAGCGGAGGCUGGUCGUCAUGGCCUCCGGCUGAUCAACCCACGCCGAAAGAGGAGCGGUGAAAUCCGAAGACACCCGGGCCAUAUAACAGCUGCCACUUUUGCGGAGCGGUUGCCCGUGUGUGAACGUGGUGCCUGGGAUCAAUUUUGUCGUGUGCGUGGAAGUGUGCUUGCUGCUGCGGCGUCUGCUGCUGCUGCGGCGUCUGCUGCUGCUGCAGCCCAGAAUCUUUCGAGCGGUGCAGGCCAUCUGCUUGACUUGGGCACGUCAGCCCGUCUAUCGCGAGAUUGUUUGUCGUCAAGGCAUCGCCUCUGCACUUGGCCCCGAGAUGGCGGUAUUAUAGCAUUUUUUCGGCGGGCCUUCUCGUUGUAGGUUGUCAGCUGGCGUGAAGGUUCUUGAUGGAACCCGGAUAAUAACCCGCCCACUUUCCGGCUGGGGUGGCGCGGGAUACCGAGGCUGGAACCGGGUAAACGUUCGAGAAUGGUCGGUAGUGCGAAGACAGAGGCAAUGACGAGGACGCAUGGUGGCAGCUUUCAAUAGCUUACGAUCGGCACAGACAGAACAAUGGCGGCCUUGUGCUUGCAAAUGAGAUCGGAUCCCCUUCGGAACCGACGAGGGUGUUGU
This is a messenger RNA of Ectocarpus siliculosus, 1654 nucleotides long. Lineage: Eukaryota; Phaeophyceae; Ectocarpales; Ectocarpaceae. The record is from the annotation of a GenBank genome assembly.